UUUUUCCAGUUAACGUUUAGGAACAGUUGCGAAGAAGAGUCAUUGGACUUGAAAUGUUGACUCUUUCUCUAUCCACGGAUGCUGUCAGACCUGCUGAGUUUCUCCAGCGUUCUGUGUUUGAUUUAUCAAACAGCUACGAGGACUAAAUUUUGGGGUGCUUUGUGCUAGGGUACAGUUACAUGACUUCAGCGGCCGUCCCAUGUUGAAAGUUCCAAGAUGAGCUUUUAGCUGUGAUUAUUGUACAAAGUUAAUAGUUGAAUGACUGACUUCUGCAUUGUUAACAAUUAUGUCAAACCUCUCCUGUAUCCAUCACUGUUGAGCGUGGCCCAGAACAUCCACUUUCUAGUCUGGAGUCCCUGGAACGCGAGUUGUUUGUUUUAUUUCCCAGCCUGGGACAAUGAAGCAAAUGCAGUUCCCUCCCUGUUGUUGCAACUAAGAUACAUUCACUCUGGAAACAAAAUAUCACGAAUUAAACAGAUUCAGGAAAUGGCUUGCGUUAAGGUCGAGUGUGUCGUGAGGGAUAAGUACAGAAUUGGAGAGGCCCCAGUUUGGGAAGAAAAACACAGUUCUCUUCUCUAUGUGGAUAUCACUGGUCAGAAGGUGUGCAGAUGGAAUGCAGUCACAAAACAAGUGAAGGAAGUACAUGUUGGGACCAUGGCAAUGGAGACUCGGCCAGCUGAGGUAGAAAGGCACCAGGGAUCAGUGUACUCUCUGCAAGCAGAUCACUCUGUGGUUAAGCAUUUUGAUCAAGUGGACAUUUCAAAUGGUCUGGAUUGGUCCCCAGAUCACACAGUUUUCUAUUAUAUUGACAGUUUAUCAUUCGCUAUUGAUGCAUUUGACUAUGACCUGCAGUCAGGAAAGAUCUCAAAUCGAAGACUUGUGUACAGGCUUGAAAAGGAGGAGGCUAUUCCUGAUGGGCAGUGCAUAGAUGCAGAGGGAAAACUUUGGGUUGCCUGCUACAAUGGUGGAAGAGUCCUUCGUAUUGAUCCUGAAACUGGUAAACGAAUCCAGGCAGUGAAGCUGCCUGUUGACAAGACUACAUCGUGUUGCUUUGGGGGAAAAGAUUACUCUGAACUUUAUGUAACGUCAGCUGCAGAUGCAAUGGACGAGGAGUGGAUUAGAAGACAGCCAGAAGCAGGUAGCAUUUUUAAGAUUACUGGGCUUGGAGUGAAAGGAAUUCCACCAUAUUCAUAUGCUGGAUAAAACACACCCAAAGAUCUAAAGCCUGUAAUCCUUGCAAUUAUGAUGAUCAUCCACCUUAGAAAUCUUCAAAAACAAGCUUUACUAAUUUGCAAUGUAGCAUUCUAUAGAUGUGCUGAUGAUUUUCAAAUUUCUUUUGCUCCAUAUGAAGCUUUUAUUGAAACUUUUUCCACAUUCCAGCCAUGGUUUAUAAUUUACUGAGAAUAUAGUGAAAACAUUAAGGAUGGUCACCUUGAUAUAUAGUAAUAAAUCUUCUAUUAAAAUUUUUAAAUGAUUC
This is a messenger RNA of Stegostoma tigrinum, 1477 nucleotides long. RefSeq names its product regucalcin-like. Gene Ontology annotation, molecular function: gluconolactonase activity; calcium ion binding; enzyme regulator activity. The coding region runs from base 259 to 1203 and encodes 314 amino acids. The record is from RefSeq and is a predicted model, not a curated record. The transcript has 6 exons. Gene Ontology annotation, biological process: L-ascorbic acid biosynthetic process. Lineage: Eukaryota; Metazoa; Chordata; Chondrichthyes; Orectolobiformes; Stegostomatidae.